AUGGCCUGGCGCAGUCAUGGCACGACGAAUGAUGAGAUGGUUGAUGCUCUGAACGCAAACGGUGUCUUCGAAUCAGACAGGAUCAAACAAGCCAUGAAGAGCGUCGAUCGUGGACAUUAUGCUCCAACGUCACCAUACAUGGAUCAUCCACAAUCGAUCGGUUAUGGAGUUACAAUCUCUGCUCCUCACAUGCACGCCAAAGCUUGCGAAGCUGUACUCGAUCUCUUGAGACCUGGGGCCAGAGUUCUGGACGUUGGAUCUGGAUCUGGCUACCUGACACAUGUCUUUGCUGAGCUAGUGAAGCCCAGAGGUACUGUCAUCGGUGUUGAGCACAUCCAGCCGCUCGUGGACCUGGCACAGAAGAACACCGCAAAGAGUACCGAAGGCCGUGAGCUGCUUUUCAACGGGAGUAUCACGUAUGUAAAAGCCGAUGGUAGGAAGGGCUGGACAGGAAAGGGUGGCGAAGGGGGUUACGAUGUCAUCCAUGUCGGUGCUGCAGCAGUCGGCUUCCACCAAGAGCUCAUCGAUCAGCUCAAACGACCAGGAAGACUCUUCAUGCCUGUUGGCGAACGCGGAAACCAGUAUAUCUACGUUGUCGACAAGAAAGAAGAUGGCUCUGUCGAGAAAACCAGGCUUUACGGAGUCCAAUAUGUACCUCUGACAGACGCUCCACCGGAGUGA
Aureobasidium namibiae CBS 147.97 is the source of this 681-nucleotide messenger RNA. RefSeq names its product protein-L-isoaspartate O-methyltransferase. Gene Ontology annotation, biological process: protein modification process. The transcript has 3 exons. Gene Ontology annotation, molecular function: protein-L-isoaspartate (D-aspartate) O-methyltransferase activity. Gene Ontology annotation, cellular component: cytoplasm. Bases 1 to 681 code for a protein of 226 amino acids. The record is from RefSeq and is a predicted model, not a curated record. NCBI's taxonomy places the organism in Eukaryota, Fungi, Ascomycota, Dothideomycetes, Dothideales, Saccotheciaceae.